AUGUUCGACGACUUUGUCGAGCACGCUGCUCCCACAGCGGGUCAUUCUCGUGGCACCGCACCUCUUCCACAAGUCCAGUACGAGGGUUACGAGCCGUCACCGUAUGACAGCGAGAUUCAUGCCGAAUUAGAACAUCCUGGAGCCUCGGAUGCUCCAUUACCGAGCCCACUUGCGGCCAACACACCAUUAUUUGACCUCGGACGUGUCCAAUAUACGCUUCCAGCGCCUCUCGUGUCCCUGGCAGUCUCUUCAGAUGUUCUUGCCAUGGCAUUAGCAUCAAAUACUAUAGUCCUCAUUGAGCUAUCUCAUGCAGAACAUGUCAUUACGAUCCCCAUCCUACGAAAAGCGACCGAAUUGACCAUACACAAGAUCUUUCUCGACCCAUCAGGCCGCCAUCUCGUCAUUACCUCCACUCAAGGCGAAAAUUGGUAUUUAUACCGUGGCUGGAAGAAGCCUAGGCAACUCAAAUCAUUCAAGAUGGUAAUCGAGAGCGUUGCAUGGAAUAAGGCUGCAUUAUUGGCAUCCACCCACUCCAUGUCAACAAGAGAAUUCUUGGUCGGCACGCGGAAUGGUAGUAUAUUCGAAGCUGUGCUAGAUGCUGGCGAGGAUUUCUUCAAGUCACAGGAACGGUACCUGCAACUUCUGUUUACCCUCCCUGAAAAGUAUCCAGUCACUGGGAUCAAGUUUGACCUAUUUCCCCCUUCUGACCUGCGGAAUGCCCUGAUCAUCGUUACGACUCCUUCACGAAUCUAUCAAUUCGCCGGCUCACCAGAUCGGCGGUCUGAAGAGGGUGGUCGUGUUUUCUCUUCCUUGUUCGCCGCAUAUCGGGAAACUACGCCAAAAAUAUCCGAACUACCUGGAAACCUACAGUAUUCUGAACUUCAUUUCUACACCCCUAAUUCAGACCAAGCACUAUCGCUUCCGAAGAAUCUUGCUUGGAUGACCGCUCCUGGUAUCUAUCACGGGACGCUUAAUUUCGACCCAAAUUCUGACGACCACAUUGAUUCAACACAACUCCAUCCAUACCCUUCUUUCAACUCACCUGGCACAUCCCCUGAUACCUCUCACUCGUCCCCAGAAGUCCCUAUCUCUAUCUCCCUGACGGAGUUUCACUUCAUCUUGCUGUACAGGGACCGCAUUAUUGGUAUCUCCACCUUGAAUGGAAAGCAGACAUAUGAGGAUGUCAUACCGUUGAGACCGAAUGAAGUUGUGCGAGGACUUGCUGCUGACCCAGUUCGUAAAACAUACUGGGCCUACACGGAUCAAUCCAUUUUCGAGCUUGUUGUCGGCAAUGAGAAUCGGGACGUCUGGCAGAUAUAUCUGGCUCAGCAAAAGUUUGACAUCGCACUUCGGUAUGCAAAGACGGCGGGCCAGCGAGAUAGCAUCUUGUCUGCUCAAGCGCGUGCAUUCUUUGACGAGGGUCGUUAUUUCCAGGCUGCACAGUGCUAUUCUCAGUGUUCUGCGCCAUUCGAGGAAGUUGCAUUAAAGUUCUUGGACGCUGGCGAACGAGAUGCACUGCGCUCAUACUUGAUUUCAAGACUCGAGCGGACACGGAAGUCGGACUUGACUCAACGGAUGAUGUUGGCAACAUGGCUCGUCGAAUUCUAUCUGAGCAGAUGUAACGAACUGGACAAUCUGUGCGCUGCUGAAUCGGUGACAAGCGAUGUUGAAAAUCUACAAACUCAGCGUGCGAUACUCGAAGACGAUCUACGGCAAUUCUUUGAUACAUAUAAGAGCAAUCUAGACAAGAAUGUUGUCUAUGAGUUGAUCCAAGGUCAUGGUCGGACUGACAUGUUCCUACACUAUGCUACGGCGGUCGGUGAUUCCGAACGCGUUAUUGCACACUGGAUAUUAGAAGAACAGUGGACCAAAGCCAUUGAUGUACUCAACCGCCAGACGAACCCCGAGUUAUACUACCGCUUCGGUACUGUGCUGACCAGACAAGCACCCAAGGAGAUGAUUGAAUCCUGGUUAAAACAACCGUCUUUGGAUCCCUUGCGCCUCAUUCCUUCCUUGCUCCAGCUGCAACAUCUCCCUCGCGACCCGCUGUCUCCCGACCACGCUGUGCGGUACCUCAGUUACGUGGUAUUUGAGCAGGGCAACAAGUCACCGAUGAUUCAUAACCUUCUUGUGACAUUCCUUGCGACUCGAUUGCCUCGUUCUUCAGAAGAGGAUGGUCCGUUACUAAAUUUCUUGACCUCUGCGCCCUCGGAUCCAAUGACAGGCAAACCGUACUAUGACCUCGACUACGCUCUUCGAGUGUGCAAAAGAACAGGACGCAUCCCAUCAUGUGUUCACAUUUAUUCGCAAAUGGGUCUUUGGGAAAAUAGCGUGGACUUGGCAUUGGAGAAGGGUGACUUGGAGCUCGCGAAGGAAAAUGCCAACAAACCGGAGGACGACGCAGCCAUUGCGCGAUACGUGGUGCAGGAUAAACAGGACAUUAAAACAGCAAUGCAAUUCCUGGAGAACACGAAUAUACUCAAGAUUGAGGAUAUUUUGCCCUUCUUCCCUGACUUUGUCGUUAUUGACGACUUCAAGGAGGAAAUCGCGCAUGCUUUGGAAGGUUAUUCAGCUCACAUCGAUGACUUGAAACGAGAGAUGGACGAUGCGACUCGUACUGCGGAGUCUAUUAAGCAAGACAUCGCUGAGUUGAAGAAUCGUUUCGUGACUAUCGAUGCGGGGGAAAGGUGCUCCGUUUGUUCGCAGCCUUUGUUGACGAGGCAGUUCUACGUCUUUCCCUGCCAGCACACCUUCCAUGCAGAUUGUCUGAUCGGAUUGGCAAAAGAAUAUCUUCCUACGCAUGCGCUCCGGCGGAUCAUUACUCUGCAGACCGAGCUGGUGAAGGGAGGUCAAAAAAUCAAUCUCGAUAACGCAGUCUCUGUCACACCAAACGGGCAUUCGCGCCAGGCAACCCAACAGCGCACACUCCUAUCUGCUAGCUUUGGAAGCCCUCUACAGAAUGGUACCAAGGCCGCGAAUCUCCUCGGACGAAAUAUACUUUCUGCUGGAGACCGCCUGAGAGACCUUAUCGUUCCAGAUGCGCUGGCCUCGGUUGUGUCCGCACCGGGAUGGAUACCGGGUGUAGGUGGGGGAAGAAAGGUUGGGGUGGAUAAAGACUUUGAGAAGAAGGCAGAGAAGUUACGGGCCGAGCUGGACGACGUUCUCGCGAGCAGUUGUCCGCUAUGCGAAAGUGUGGUUGCAGGGUUGGACAAGCCAUUCGUGAAAUCAGAUGAAUUGGACACGACCUGGGCGCUGUAG
This is a messenger RNA of Suillus subalutaceus, 3258 nucleotides long. Its product is annotated as Pep3/Vps18/deep orange family-domain-containing protein. Gene Ontology annotation, cellular component: HOPS complex; endosome. The transcript is spliced from 13 exons. Bases 1 to 3258 code for a protein of 1085 amino acids. Gene Ontology annotation, molecular function: protein binding; protein-macromolecule adaptor activity. Lineage: Eukaryota; Fungi; Basidiomycota; Agaricomycetes; Boletales; Suillaceae. The record is from RefSeq and is a predicted model, not a curated record. Gene Ontology annotation, biological process: vacuole organization; endosome organization; organelle fusion.